UCCAAGUAGAAAUGUCAAAAUGGCGUCAACGCAGGACGCUUGGUAUAUUUCUUUACUUGGUUUAGCAGAACAUUUCCGUACAUCAAAUCCUCCUGACAUAAAAAGUUGUAUCCAGUGCCUACAGGCCGUGUUUAAUUUCAAACCGCCGCAAAGGGUCGAAGCCAGGACUCAUUUACAACUCGGAAAUAUUCUUUUGACACACACCAAAAACAUCGACUUGGCGAGGACGCAUUUAGAGCAGAGUUGGUGUCUUUCUCAGACCAUCAAUGGGUUUGAUGAUGUCAAGUUCGAGGCAGCGAGCGUGUUGGCUGAGCUGUUCGAGCAACAGGGCCAGCCAACUCACUCCAAACCCAUUCUACGGAAAGCUAUUGAGUUAUCUCAACACAGUGUUUACUGGCACUGCAGGCUAAUAUUCCAAUUGGCACAAAUUCAUGCCACAGAGCGAGAAUAUGAAGUGGCUAGCAGUCUGCUAGCAGUGGGUGUAGAUUAUGCACAAAUUUCCAAUGCUGCAUAUACCAGAGUGCUGUUUUUACUUAGUAGGGUUAUGUUACUACUUAUAGAUAAAAAGAUCCAAGAGGUUCUACCAUUGUUGAACCAGGCAGGACACCUUGUUGACUCAUGGACGGGCAGUCCUCACCAGAAGGAAUAUUUGAAGGUUUUCUUCCUUGUGUUGCAGGUAUGUCACUACCUUAUGGCUGGGCAGGUGAAAAGUGUGAAGCCGUGUCUGAAGCAACUACAGCAGAGUAUACAGACGAUCAUGGCACCCACGUGGCCUGAUGAUGAUGCCGUGUGCGGCAGCGCGGCGGGGGAGUCGUUCGUGUGGCUGUCGCGGCAGCAGCUGUACGUGCUGGUGUAUCUGGUGACCGUGAUGCACUCCGCGCAGGCCGGAUACAUGGACAAGGCGCACAAGUACACGGAGAAGGCGCUGGCGCAGAUAGACAAGCUGGCUGGUAGCGAGGGCGAGGGCGCGCAGACAACGCAGACAACGCAGACAGCGACCACAAGCGGGCCGCGCAGCGCGGCGUCGCUGGCGUGGCGACUGCGCAUGGCCGUGGUGGAGCACGCGGCGCUGUGCCGGCUGGUGGCGGGCGGGAAGGCGCUGGCGCUGCACGAGAUCGCGCGCGCCGCGCAGCUGCUCGCCGUCGCUCCCGAACCCAGCAGCGCGGCGGCCCACACGCCGCAGCUGCAUUGUCUGCUGGGGCUGUAUGCGAUGUCCAUGAACUGUAUGGAGGCUGCUGAGGCGCAAUUCCACACAGCUAUCAAUAUGUCACAAGAGCGUGACCUGUGGAUGUUCGCGAAACUGAAUUUGGCUAUCGUGUACCUCCGCGCGAGGAGAGACAACGAACUCACGCAGCUCAUGGAGCAGGUGCGUCCGGAGUCGCUGCCGGCGUACGCGCACGGACUGCGUGCGGCCUCGUACUACGUGCUGGGGCUGCAGGCCUUCUUCCAGGCGCGAUACAACGAGGCCAAGCGGUACCUCCGAGAAACGUUAAAAAUGGCUAACGCGGAAGACUUGAACCGGUUGACGUCGUGUUCGCUGGUGCUGCUGGGCCACAUCUUCCUGUCCAUCAGCAACAGCCGCGAGAGCAUGAACAUGGUCACCCCCGCCAUGCAGCUGGCCAGCAAGAUACCAGAUGUCCACGUGCAGCUUUGGGCUUCUGCUAUACUUAAAGACUUGUACCGGCUAGCGGGCGACUCGGAGCGCGAAAACGAAGCGUACCAGAUGCACUGCAACUUCUCCGAAGCGCUACUAAAGGACCAUUAUACCGCCACUCAAAUGCCACAGCACCAGCUCAUACAGUGGACCACUGGACCCCCACCCGCCUUACCGCCACCGCCCAACGUCACGCAUAACACAUAAAAACAUGGAUGUAGUUAAAAUAUUCAUACAAGAAAUACAUCAUAGGGUUUAGAAUGUAUAAGCCCCAACCAUAUGAGACUCAAAUACAGAGUGAUGAGUUUGGGGUGAGCAAAAGCCUAAUGACAGAACGAUACCAUGGCGGCUGUAGAACUAUGGCGACAUCUGUCUAGCCACAAGUGAUGGCACGCCGUCGCGACACACUGCAAGAGAUUCCAUAGAUGGCGCUAAUGGCAUAUUCUGCCAUAAGUCUGAAUCGCGACGUUGGAAUUCGCAAGAUAAGAUGUAGGAUAACUUUUAUCCUUCAUUUCAAAAUAUAUUGGGCAUUGAUAAAAAACGGAAUAAAGUGGACCUCCCUCAAUGACGUGGCAUUGCUUACGAAAGAUGAUCUUAGAUCGAUUUUUUGCUUGAAGAUUCGACUAGUAGAUGUAUACUUUUAUAAAACGAGCUCUAUACACUGCCUUAUCUAAAAGAAAUUGCAUUCAAAAGAAGAUGUCAUUUCAUUAUCCAUUUUGUAUGAGCUGCUCCAAAUGUCUUAUUGGUCGUCUACAUAAGAAGUAAGGAUACUAAAGUACAUAUUUAUCUAGAGAACAAGAACAGUCAAGACCAUUUGGAACAAGAGAAUUAAAAAAUAGAAUUAUCUGGCACUGGCAAUUCCAUAUUCCAUAAGACAUUUUAGCAUUCAUAUAUAUAGGUGUAUUCAAUAAAUCUAAAGCCUUAAAGACCAGUGGUGUGAAGUGUGCAAAUGACAAUUCAAAGUACAUCGGAAGUGACUUUUGGAAGUUGACAGUGUGGCCUAAAAACACAGACCAAAAUAAGUGAUAUUUCACAGUGACUUAAUAACUUAGUGGAUGAGUGUCCAUGAUCUGAUUAGUGACUUGUGUAAAUGUGCGUAUGAUAACCGAAUGGUUGUAAAUUUGUGUAAGUUGCCUUCCAUUGGUUUAUGUAGUGGUAGAACUAUUAGAUUAAUUGCACUGAAAAUUUUAGAGAAGUUAAUUUGAUACAUAAUCAGCAGUCUGUUUUAAGUGUCUAUUUAAUUAACAUAUUUUACUUUCCUAGACCAUCAAAACUAUGAAUACCCUAAAAGUGAGGUUUUGAGGUAAAUGGCAUGAUUAGCGGCAUCAGCCGACAGUCGAAUAUAACGUGCAAUAAGGCCUCGUUCACACAGGCGCUUUUUCAACGUAUAAAAAUGCAUUUAAAUAGAAACACUUUUAUGGCGAAUAUUUAUUGUCUUAUUUUGUGCACUGUGCCUUGGAUUUUCAGUUGUUACGAAUGUCAAGAGUCAAGAGCUUUUUUAUAUCUAUGUGAGGGUAAUUUUGCACUGGUGCAAUUUGUUCUUGUUUUAGUAUCAACUGAGUACUAAUCAUGCAAUGAAGACUGUCCAGCCGCUACUUGCUUUGUUCCAUAAAUUAAAUUACAGGCGCACAUCUUACCCAACUAAUGUAAAAUAUCUUGUACACUUUGCCAGUUGUAAAUAUCAUUGCUCAAUCUGCAUAUUGCCUUUUCAAGCUUGUAGAUUUUGUACAUGUUAAGUAAAAUCUAUGUAAAUGUAAGUAACAAUUGUCAGUAUGUUCAAAACUGUUUUCGUUUUAUAUAUAUACUACGUUUCUGAGCUAUGAAAAAAUACUGACAUCUUACAUGGUACUUUGUCAGUAUGUUGGACGUCUAUAAAUGAUAGAAUGCUCAUUUACUCAGAUGGCUCAGAAAUGGACCAUAUAACAAAGUAGUCGGUGAAUCUCCGAGCGUUUCGACCGCUGCGGCCGCGCCAUCAUUAUGAUCCGUCAAAUGAUCUCAGUUUUCUUGAGGAAUCAUUUCCAAAAUCAAUCAUUCAUAAAAUUGACAUUGACAAAAGUACAGAUGAAUGAUUUUGAAGUCCGAUUCUUGUCUUUGAAAAAUUUGAAUUGGAAAGAAUAAAAAAUUUGGAAAAUUGCCAAUGACGCGCGGCCGCAGCGUUCGGAACGCUCGGAGAACCAUCCAGUCCUUCAUGAUAAAAGUGUAUUAAAUCAAAGCUACAGUCAAGAUCUACACGGUUUACACGGUUGUUUAUCACACACUUGUACUUUGGGCAAACGUGGGGUCUGCGAGGUGAGGGGCGGGGACGAGAUCCAUACUAUUUUGAAAUUAUGUCAGUGGAGUCAAUAUCAAGCUGAGACUACAUGAAUUAUUAAACUGUGGUAUUAGAGUCUUUAAGAACAAGAAACCGAUAUUUCUUGUUCUUAUAGUUGCUAUUAUAUAAAAUGAUUUCUUAUGAACUUAGACACUCGACUUCGCAGUCAUAUUCCUGACUUGGCAUGGUUGAGGGUCGUGAUCAUUACGUGGAAUUAAACACACAAAACAACUUUCUAAACUAUUAAUGUAGUGGUUUGCCAUUGCCCUCUCCAUUAGACACUCAUAUAAAUAGCAUUUAAUGUGCAGUUUUAAAAGGGGGUUUUCAUAUAAUACCAUUUUCAAAGCCUACUUAAAAGGAGGGUCCUUCAUUUUUCUUUUGCACAAAUAAGUAUUUAGUAGACAUUUAUCAAUCUUUUUUUAUUAGGUAUUUAAGUUUAAUGCUGGGGACAAGCCAUUAAUAUAAUUGAAACAUAAUAGGUGUUAUUUUAACAUUCUAAGUGUAAUGCUUGGUAUUUUUUCGAUUUCAAGUUGACGAGAGGGCGAAGUGCGGGUUUGCAUUUCACUUCUCACUAUCGAAUCGAUUCGAAGUGAGAUGCAGCGAACCAAUCACAUUUCGGUGUGGUUGUCGUUGCGUCACUGCGUCUUACUGCGAGUCGACUCGAUGGUGAGAUUUCAAUAGCAAAGACGCACUACACACACAGUUUACUGUUCAGAAUUUGUUCAGAGAAACUCUUCAAAUUCCACACUCCAUACCUGGACAAGUUCUUCAAUUAUCGAUACCGAUUGGUCCGAUUGAUAAGUUUUGGGUCGAAUCUAACAUACUCUCUAAAUAUAGUUAUUUAUUUAUAAUUUUUAUAAGGUUGCAAUGUGUUAGAUAUAACGAAUUCAUAUAACCAUGGUCACUUACUGAAAUUUACGUAAAAAUAUUGUCGGUAAUAUCAGUUUAACGUUUUGACACUAUGAGGUCCCGUGCGCAACACAAACGUCAAAUUUUCUUUGAAAAUCGACCUUUAACUAUACCAGCGCCCCUAGCGGCAAAUUCAUGCCUCCAGAAAAGUACGACAUUAAAAUAUUUUGUGAUAUCAGAAAGGCAAAAUAGUCAUAUCGUCCCUUUCAUUUUACUUUAUGACAAUAAAUUCAUAUCAGACUCUCGUCUGUAUUUAUAGGUUGUUUCUGUGUUUUUUAGUGUUAUUGUAUAAAAUCAUCCUCGACCCACCCAUUGAUGUUAUAAUUUUUUUGUAAAUUUAAUUUUCAACUUUAUUAUCGAAUGAAAGAUAAGCAAACUUGCAAGGUUUUAUUAUAGCAGGUGUAAUACAAUGUUCAGAACAUAUGCGUGUAUUUGUACAAUCAUACUUAUCAACCAUACCUUUAUUUGUAAAUCAUAUUGAUUCAAUGAAUUGAAAAUGUAAGCUUUUAGAUAUUUUGAGUGGGUCCCGUAAAAUUAGUCAGAUCUCAUUCAUUCAUUUUAUAAUGAGGUAUUAAGACUUAUGGCGCGAAUCGACAGAGCGAGAGGUCGAUGUAGAUUGUAUGGCAACUAAGGGUGCCGAGGACCUUGGAGAAGAAAAUGUAGAAAAACGCUCUAAGGCAUGGGAAGAAACCGGGAAAUCGGGAGAGAGCGCUUGAGUGUUGAAAGAGAUAUAGAAACUACGAAAGCCGCGAUACCAUCCACAGACAUACUUAUAAAUAUUUUAAGAUCUUCAGUUGUACACUUAGCUGGCAAAUAAAUUAAUAUAAUGAAUACUCGAACUUCGCGAAUUGAAUGUUCGCGCCACGAGUCUAGCCCGUUUAAACACGAUGUGAAAAUGCUUUUUAUCAUAAAAAGUAGGUUCUAGAUCUAUGUAUCACAUUAAUAAUUUGUUUCUAUAGAUGGUCUUUGAAAUUUUGAAUAUCUUCGUUAUUAAAUUAUAUAAGGCAUAGUACAAUUUUGAUUGGAUUACGAUAAUUAAGUAGUUUAUCUAACUUAUUUUUAGUAUACUUUUUAAUUGAAGAUUAUUUAUGGUUAACUUAUUUUUUUGGUCGGUAUUAAUACCAUCUAUCGAAACAGUGUAUUUCAGUGAUGUAGCAGUAGCAUUAUUAAAAAUUAAGUGACUCUCUCGCGUGACUACGGCCUUUGUGCAUACGGCUAGAGCUUAUAUAUAGUCAUACUGGGUUUAUAUACUGCUGGAUUUUCAUGGUCUAUGGCCAAGCUUAAUAAUAUUAUACUAGCAGUUUAACUUAUCUUUUUUGCCGUGUGCACACUACAUUUAUUUACUCAAAAUAUAAUUAUGUAUCGACACUAGGUUGCAAAAUUUGAAAUAUCAUUAUAUAAUAAUGACAAAUAUAUUUAAUUAAAUGCGAGUAAAUAAAGUGACCAUAAAUAUUAUAAAUAGAUAUCGGCUUCAAGAUGUUUUGCUUAUUGAGUCUACUUGUAUCUGAAAGGCCAAGAAUAGUACGCAAUAGAGAGCAUAAUUCGUCGAGAGCGUCUUUGAAAAUAAUCACAACUAAUUAUUGGUAAUUCUAAAUUUUCUUUAUAUCGUUCCAAUGAAAUUUCCGAUGAGAUUUUUCUUGAAUAUCUGCGAGAUUUCUCAAGGGGGGAAAUUCCCGAGAGCAGAGAAUAUCUCAGCGGCACGUCGCUAAUCAAAAACAUUUUGUUCGGUUCAUAGAAUAACACGUCAAAAUACUCUGAUUUUCGUAUGGUCAUGGGAUUUUAAACCUCCGCUAGAUUAUAAUUUAAUUGUAAGAGAACGAUGCUGUAAAGGCAAGUAGUUGAAUCGAAGAUGCGAUAAGCGGAAUUCGGAGGUUCAGAAUUCAAGGAAUUACAUUCUGACGGACUGAUAAUACUAUUGUACAUAAUGUGUUAAAUAACGAACUUGAGAAAGAACAAAUCGUCUCGUAUUUAUUAUUAAUAUUUUUCGUAGUGUUAUCAUCUUGUGCGAGCGAAUGUUGUUGACGAUACUAGUUAAUUAAUUCUAAUGUUAUGAGAGCUUGACGCAGAACCUCGCAAAAUGUCAUCGUGGAUUUUGGUCACUGUCGCAAAAUUUUAUUUUCUCAAGAGACAUUUGGUCUUUUGGGAAAAUAAUGACAUUUUGCGCUCAACGCUACAGGAUCGAAAAAGUAAUUUCGUUAUGUUUAACUAAUAUAAAAUAAUACGUAUUCUAUAGUAAUGAUGAUAAAAAGUUAUGAAUUGCGAUUUGAGAAAAUUAAUUUAUUCCAAAGUGAUCAACUUUUUUAGAUUGGCUUUUUGCGAAAGAUGUAAAGUGCGUCAAGUGUCUGCCGCGCCUCGUCUGUUUUGUUUCAUUAUUUAAUUUUCAAUGGUCACAAUACCGUCGUCGAAUAUAGCCAUGUCCAUAUAUUAUUUUUGUAAAAUAGCAUACGAGAGGAUCGCUACCUCUGUUCAUGAUUUAAACACAUUCGAUUCAUUAUAUUUAAUGUGACCACACACCAGGCAUGCGAUUCGGCGGUUUUAUUACAUAUAUAUUUUUUAUUUUGAAUAAUUCCCUUACUAACAGUUAGGUGUGGCCUUAAUAGGGGUACAUUUGCUGUUGUUAAUAUGUAAAUAAAAGUUGAAUUAUUGUAAAUAAUAAAAAUUAUAAAAUAUAUGUUUUUUGCUAACAAA
Messenger RNA from Plodia interpunctella (Indianmeal moth), 7562 nucleotides. It is a transcript of the gene Mau2, whose product is annotated as Mau2 sister chromatid cohesion factor. The record is from RefSeq and is a predicted model, not a curated record. The transcript has 12 exons. Gene Ontology annotation, biological process: mitotic sister chromatid cohesion; maintenance of mitotic sister chromatid cohesion. Bases 20 to 1861 code for a protein of 613 amino acids. Lineage: Eukaryota; Metazoa; Arthropoda; Insecta; Lepidoptera; Pyralidae. Gene Ontology annotation, cellular component: SMC loading complex; chromatin. Gene Ontology annotation, molecular function: double-stranded DNA binding; protein binding.